UAAUAAAAUGGCGAAACAAACUUGCAUAGAAUAGUUGGGUAUAUUACAACCCGUUCCACAGUGCGUUGGCAGAUGUGAUGCCAGACGGAGGCAGAGAUCCAAUUUCACCUGAAGCACCGAAGCUGCAGAGUUCAGUUACCGGCCAUCGCAACCAUGGAGAAGCUGCUGCUGUCCCGACUUCUGUUUCUGCUCCUGCUUCCGCAUCAGCUCAUCCAGGUGAUCCACUCCCAGAGGAAUCCCCAACUGGACGAACUGAGGCGAUUGGGACUGGGAAAUGUCGUCAAUGUGCCAUUCUUCAGCGAUGUCCCCCAAUCAAAGUAUGACUUUAUAGUGGUUGGAUCUGGAGCUGCCGGCAGUACACUGGCCGCCCGUCUCUCGGAAAACCCCAACUGGAGUGUGUUCCUCAUCGAGGCUGGUGGAGUUGAGAACAUCAUCCAUCAGGUGCCCCUACUGGCGGCCCAUCUGCAGUCCACCGCCUCCAAUUGGGGGUAUACUUCACAGCCACAGCGGCAUUCCUGUCGAGGAAUGGUGGACAACAAGUGUGCCCUGCCGAGGGGAAAAGUUCUGGGCGGGACCAGUUCCAUCAACUACAUGAUCUACAAUCGGGGCAAUCGAAGGGACUUCGAUGGCUGGGCGGCAGCUGGGAAUCCCGGCUGGAGUUACGAUGAGGUAUUGCCCUAUUUCCUGAGGAGUGAGAAUGCCCAGCUGCAGGGAUUGGAGCACUCGCCGUAUCACAAUCAUAGUGGUCCCUUGAGUGUGGAGGAUGUGCGUCAUCGUACGCGUCUGGGUCAUGCCUACAUAAGAGCUGCCCAGGAGGCGGGUCAUCCGAGGACCGAUUACAAUGGUGAAUCCCAAUUGGGGGUCUCCUAUGUCCAGGCCACCACCCAAAAGGGCAGAAGACACAGCGCCUUUCGGGCCUACAUAGAACCCAUUCGGGCCAGACGUCGCAAUCUGCAUAUUCUGACACUCGCCAGGGUAACCCGCAUCCUCAUAGAUGACUCUACCAAAAGCGCCUAUGGCGUGGAAUUAACCCAUCAGGGCAGGAGCUUCAAAGUGAAGGCCCGCAAGGAGGUGAUCCUAUCAGCUGGAGCAUUCAACUCACCGCAACUAUUGAUGCUCUCGGGUAUUGGACCGGAAGAUAACCUCAAAGCUAUAGGAAUACCCCUCAUCAAAGCUCUGCCAGUGGGCAAAAGGAUGUACGAUCACAUGUGCCACUUUGGACCCACCUUUGUGACCAACACCACGGGUCAGACUCUAUUCGCCGCUCGUCUGGGACCGCCGGUGGUCAAGGAGUUCCUCCUGGGUCGCGCAGACACCUUCCUGUCCAGCAUUGGCGGCGUGGAGACCCUCACCUUCAUCAAGGUGCCCUCGGCCAAGAGUCCGGCCAGCCAACCCGAUGUGGAGCUCAUCCAAGUGGCCGGCAGCUUGGCCAGCGAUGAUGGCACUGCUCUGGCCAAAGGAGCCAACUUCAAGCCGGAGAUCUAUGAGAAAAUGUACAAGGAUCUGACACUGCGAAAGCAGGAUCACUUCAGUUUCCUCAUCAUGCACUUCAAUCCCGCCUCCGUUGGUCGCCUCUGGCUGCACAAUCGCAAUCCACUCGAGUGGCCACGCAUCGAUCCCAAGUACUUCUCGGCCCCCGCGGAUGUGGAGCACCUGCUGGAGGGCAUAAAGGAGGCCCUGAGGAUCUCCAGGAUGCCAGCCAUGCAGGCGAUCGGGACCAGACUCCUGGACAAACCAGUGCCGGGAUGUGAGAGUCACGAGUUCGCGUCGGAUGAUUACUGGAGGUGUUCGAUUAGGACGCUAUCCUACACACUACAUCACCAGGUGGCCACCUGUCGCAUGGGUCCCGAAAGCGAUCCCACAACCGUGGUCAAUCACCAGCUGAAGGUGCACGGAAUGAGGAGGCUGCGGGUGGUGGACACCAGUGUGAUCCCAGUGCCACCCACCGCCCACACCAAUGCGGCGGCAUUUAUGAUCGGCGAGAAGGCUGCGGACAUGAUACGAUCCGAAUGGAGUUGAUUUAACUCAAAUAAAGAUCAUUUUAAGAUACAACAACGAUUUAUGUAAAAGGGUUAAUAAAAUGCGAGACGAAAGUUGAAAGAAAGCAAACGGGUACACUUUAAAAAUGAUACGGCCUAUCACCACUACACAUUUUCUAAUAUUUAUUAUUGUAUUAAGAAAAUCAUUUUAUCAAAAAAUGUAUGGGA
Messenger RNA from Drosophila rhopaloa, 2207 nucleotides. RefSeq names its product glucose dehydrogenase [FAD, quinone]. Bases 154 to 2019 code for a protein of 621 amino acids. Gene Ontology annotation, molecular function: oxidoreductase activity, acting on CH-OH group of donors; flavin adenine dinucleotide binding. The transcript has 2 exons. The record is from RefSeq and is a predicted model, not a curated record. Lineage: Eukaryota; Metazoa; Arthropoda; Insecta; Diptera; Drosophilidae.